AACGUUGAGUAGUAAAAUUUCCAAGACGUCUCACACAUAUAAGAACCCUACAUCCUCGAACUAUUCUUUCCUUUUAACCCACCAAACCCGUCUCCUUCCCUUCACCAUGCAAGAGCCAGUCUACAACCCCGAAUGCCCUAUGGCAAAGACCACCAUCGCCUACCAGUACCGCCUGGGCAACUGUCCCGGAAAGACCAUCGUUGGCAUGCUCGUCGAAUAUCCUCCCAACGGCGCCACCCCGCCUCACCGCCACGGCGGCGCCUCGGUCUCCGCCUAUGUCAUCCACGGCUCUCUGUUGAACAAAAUGAACAACGACCCGAUGAGAGUGAUUGAGCAAGGUGGUUCCUGGUACGAGGCGCCAGGCUGUCACCAUCGGAUUAGCGCCAACGCCAGCCAGACGGAGCCAGCGGCGUUCUUUGUCAAUUUUGUGAUCGACUCGGAGACGUUGGAGCGAGAGGGCCCAUCGGUGCUGCUGCAAUUCGACGCGGAAUAUAAGGAUGUCAUGGCUCGGAAGACACAAUAAGCAGAUUACAAUGUACAUCUGUUUUGAUUUAUAGUUCACUUCUUUCAUUAACCAGAAAAUCUCAUUGUUUACUGGUAGUGACCAGUGUCGCAAGCUCAGAGCGCCCAGCGUAUUAGCGACUCUGAGUCGAUGUUUCGAUGGCCAUACGAUGUUUAAGAAUUCGGACUGAUGACCUCGUGAUGCCUGCUGAGCGCCUG
Aspergillus wentii DTO 134E9 is the source of this 720-nucleotide messenger RNA. Its product is annotated as cupin domain-containing protein. The record is from RefSeq and is a predicted model, not a curated record. The transcript has 2 exons. Bases 107 to 523 code for a protein of 138 amino acids. Lineage: Eukaryota; Fungi; Ascomycota; Eurotiomycetes; Eurotiales; Aspergillaceae.